This is a messenger RNA of Xylaria bambusicola, 2937 nucleotides long. RefSeq lists its product as uncharacterized. The transcript has a single exon. The record is from RefSeq and is a predicted model, not a curated record. Lineage: Eukaryota; Fungi; Ascomycota; Sordariomycetes; Xylariales; Xylariaceae. Bases 183 to 2474 code for a protein of 763 amino acids.
GAGAUGUGGUGUCUCAAGAUGCUACAGCAAGCAGAGAUGCUAUCUAUGCCAAGUCUCAAGAAGUAAUUAUAAAAGGGAUAGCAUGUCUUGAGGUGAUUGAUAUCAUCAUCAAUGGUUGUAGUCUAUAUUCUUACUCUUAUAUGACCUAGUUACCUGGUCUCUUUUAUUGUCCGACUGUGAGAAUGGCUUCCCAUUCGGCACCGCGAUCAGAAUCGCAACUAGUUGCAGUCUCUCAUAGCCCAAUUAUAGACCCGGCACCAGAUGCGUUGUCUCGACUAAAGAACUCUCCCACCGAAUCUUCAACUUCCGAGACUACAUUAACCAACGCGUCUCGCGUUACUUCGCCCGUUGAAUUCGAGCUAAAUAGUAACAGCUCAACCGUCUAUGGAGAUGCCAACACAGAAUCGAAGGUACAUGAAGUGCCCCCCUCAAAAGUCACAAUUCGCCAAGCUCUUGGCAUAUAUUCCACUAUUAUCCUUGCGGGAGGAACUAUAGUCAUCCUUGGUACACUAUCGUUCCUCAUCUUCUUGUGGUUUGGCAAAGGGCCGGAUGCUGGGGGUGAGAACGCCACGCCAGCUUGGAGGAUGAUUAUGCUUCGUGACUGGCUCCCCCAGGUUAUCACCUUGGCGUCUGUUGCCAUUCGUGUGGCCAUUGCCGCUCAGAUUGCAGUCUGCACCUCCAUGUGCGCAGCUCUCAUUCUGGAGAGGCGCAGGGUCCGCAAGUCCCAAGCUGCGCGAUUCUCUGUUGCUCGAUGCGUAAACGAUGGCCCUUGGAGCCUCAUCUUAGCAUUCUUAACAGACGUUCCCACUCAAACAUUCUUUCACCCUGAGUCGGUACUCGUUGUGUUUUUGGGUCUCGCAACACUUGCAACACAAUUUACGUCCACCAUUCUGCUUUCGGAUUUGGGCGAUACAAGCUUGGCACUAUUCCCCUCAACCAUGAGACUUAACCUCACGGCCGAGAACAACUCAUACUCAUUGGGCCAACCAUACUGGGGUCAGCGGCCUCGUUCCUUUGCUUCAUUCGGAGAAUCUCCACCCGGCUACUCCUCGCAACCAAACCAGCGGGGCCUUAGCGAUACGGGGCUCAAGCGCCGAGCAUUCUUACCUUUCAGUGAUGAAGGUAAUAGGACUUCGCUGCGUGGUUAUGAAGGGCAGGCAUUUGUCCUGAAUUCAAGGGUCGCGUGUAUGCCCCCUCUAUUCUCUGAUAGCCAAUUCAAAACGAUGAAUUAUAGCGAUCGGUUCUAUUACGGCGCUAUAGAGGGGAAUUUGCAAUAUAACGAGACCUUUGCCAAGGCCGGGAUUCAUUCUUCGAGGCUUUGCAAUUCUGAACGCUGCCUACCCUCGUCUUUUGGGUGCCAUAUUUUCACUUUAGGUGAAGAUUGGGGAGUCACAAAACCCGAGAUUACUUUUUGCUUUCCGGAGCUCAUUGAUGUUACAUCUGGUUCACCAUCAUACUGGGGCUUGGACGAUGACCCCUGGGGACCAGAAGCUUCCACAAUUCUAGUCAUUAGCAGCGAUCUCAAGGAAGAAUAUUGGAGUGAGAAUUUAGGGAAGACUAUCCCGACUCCUAACUACACGGUGAAUGAGGAAUGGGCAAACUUUGAGCUGCAACCUGGCUAUUCCGUGAAUAUCAGUCUAUGCUUCAUGGGGCUUAAUGUCAUGCAAUCUGAUGUUAGUCUUGUGUCAAAGUCAGCCAAGACAGCAAACACAGCGGAGAGAAAUGCGAACACGGUUGGUGAAGUGAUCGAUACAACGGAUAUCCAGGUAUUACUUGGGGCUGAUCCCAAGAUUCAGAGUCUCGCUGAAAGAGAGGUGUUCGAGAUUGAUCGCAUAGAGGACAGCCCAGAGCAUGUUUUCCUCACUAAUAAGAACGAUUCCCUUCCGGGUUACCAACAGGACACCUCGGCCUUGGAAUCCUACCUAAUCAGUACCGCCCAAGCGUUGACACCUAAUUCGACAAUUGCUGUCUGUGAUCCUUGCACGGGUUACUCGACGCAGUCGGCGAACACCUUAUAUGGUAGCAUAUUCUCAGGGAUUAUAGAGCGGACCAAUCGAGCAGCUGUGGCAUUGCAGAGUGUCUACACAGUCCUGGCUCAGACCGUGUAUUACGAUGUCCUCGAAGUAUACGACGAGUCCUAUGAAGCACACGUCACGUUAUCCAGAACAGCAAAAGUACCCAAACAGGCUUCUGGACUCAUCGCCGUUAUCGUCUUAACAAUCUCAUCUCUUAUCGCCAUAGGAAUUAUGACAGCACUCUUCUGCAGACACGCGCAUUACACUCUCCUUGGAGAAACCUGGCAUACGCUGUCCCAGGUGGUUAGUCCUGACACGGAAGCCCUUAUCCACGGAGAAGGAAUCAUACCCGAUGGCAAUGUUGAGAAGAAUUUGAAGGGCGAAGAUCAUUACGUGAAACUUCAACGAUCUCCUGGCACUGGGAGAGUGGAAGUUACGCUGUUUGAUAUGAAAGAUUAACGCACUAACAUCGCGGUCUAUAAUCUCGCUCUCGAUUACUAAAAGAACCAUGACUGUAACUUUGUUCUGGACAUACUACUGUUGUUCAGCUUGGGGAUAGGUAGUUGAUUGGUGUUAAGAGGGUUGUCAUGCUCACAGGUUUUGAGAUGUUUGGAACCUAAGAAAGUUUAUAGAGUACUGCUCAUACGCAAGACUAUUAUAGAAGUGGUUAGGAAAAAGUGCUCGUUGGUCAGUCUUGAAACUAUUUUGCUACUUGAAACCCCUGGCUCAGCAAGAUGACCGAAAGAUAUUCUCGGCUAUAAUCCCUUGUGUGUAUAAACCGCUAGCGCAGAACUGACAACUACUAUCUUUAUGGUUUAUGCUGAAAUGGAAGGUAUAUGAGGGUUACAUUCAACUGAACUACUUGACUUGAGUGAGGUGGGAAGACCGUCUUAUAUACAUGAACAGUGCCUUCGUGACCCUU